GCUCAUUUGGAAGGCAAUUUAGCUUACGUAAUCUACUGGAAUUAGCAGUCACUAUCUCCGUAGGGGUUUAAUAGUUGUAAUUGUCUUUCUUAGCUAUUAUUUAGUGCGUUCUAUUUCUUCCUAAUGUCGUCAGGAACGGACUCGAGAGUUAAGAAGAGCCGUAAUAGAGUGCCCAUUUCGUGCGAGCCAUGCAGAAAGAAGAAACUUAAGUGUGACCGCACGAAGCCAUGCUCUAGCUGUGUCAAGAACAAGACUCAGGAUUCGUGUAAGUAUGCUAAUCAGAAUCUGGACAACACGAACAAGAUGCAACUCACAAGCGAAAUCAUCAAUCUGAAAAUGAAAGUCAACAAACUGGAGAAAAUACUACAAGCUAAUAAUAUCAGCGUUAGCGAGUAUAGCGAUUUGUCGUUUGUGUUUAGUGAGUCAAUCAGCCGAAUGAGUGAGGAGCAGGAGGAUCCGGUGCUUGAUUUAUCAGAGAAAUUUGAUCGCAUGAUUUUCAAGGAAAAUAGAAUUUUGCGUUCUGGUGCUACGUCCUACGUGACAUUUAUUAAGGCAGAUAAGCAGCUGAGCUUGCUUUUUGAGGCUCUGAACAAACGACAUGAACAAGAAUACGAGGAAUAUGUGAGCGCACAGAAGAUCAAGGUCCAGCACGACUCUAAAAUGUUUGAUAACAGCAACAUUGUGCGCAAACAUGCUUACCAAGACAAGGAUCUUUGUAUGGACUCUAGUCUGAGCGGCAUGACAACUACCACACUCACCGCUUCAGGACCUCUCAAAAGUCAGGACAUUUUUGCAUUAGCAAGCAGCAAGCUUCCUCCGAUGUUUGCGAUCGAGGCUCUUAUUGAUCGUUUUUUUACCCAUGCUUACUAUCUGGUUCCUUUUGUGGACGAGGAAAUUUUUCGGGAGGAGCUAACGUAUGUUCUGCUGGCAGAUGAAAAGGGAAAUCCAACUUUCAAGGUGGUACAUAACCAAAACACGUCAAUUGUCUCGCUGCUCCUAAUCAUCCUUCGAUACGCCUACAUGACCAUCAACGUGAAAGAGUUUGACGAAAACCCCCGGUCGAUAGAAGACGAGAACUUAGCAACCAUGUUGAGAAUGGGUAUCGUUAUCGGCCCACAGUAUAUCGAAUUAGCAAAGAACGUCCUGUUGAGCAUGCCUCCCGAGGAAAGCAUUUUCAGAAAAGUGACGAUUCGCAACAUACAGGUGCUGAUGUUCCUAAGGUGGUACCAGAGCUACUCGCCUGAGCUGAGUGAAGAUUACUACGAAGCAUCGAUUUCGCUUAGCUUGAUCAUCCAGAUGUGUCGAGUUCUGGGUAUCAACAGGGACCCCGAUCAUUUUUCUGAGGUGUUCCGAGACGAAAAAGUGAAGAAUUUGAGAAGAAGAAUAUUCUACAAGCUCUACUAUAUGGACACAUUGAGCGCUUUCGAUCUUGGAACCCCGGUUGUGAUUCAUUCAGAUGAGUUCGAUGCCAGGUUACCAAAAAUCAGCGCCAAGGAUAAGGCCACUUUGGACGAUUUUAAGCGUGGGAUGUCUAUAAGUAUUACCGGAAAGCAACUCAAGUCCAUCAUUAACGAAAAUGCCAUCAAUAGGGAUAUCGAGCUUGAGUUUGAAGUUGCCAAACUGAUCCGCAAAGCCAUCCAAUUGUGUCGUAACUACGAUGACGGUGCGAAGAAGUCAGAAUUCUUGGCCCACAUCCAAAGGAUUGAGUAUUUCUUGAAUAGUCGCCUAAGUUCCAUUUACGAGAUGCUGGACAGUGGGGAGCUACCAGGUAGUUUCAGAAUCGAUGAUCCUAUUGAGCGGAUUUUCAAUAUUUCGAAGAUCAAAAAGCUGGAAAUGAGACUGGUUCUUCUUUCCUUGUUGAAUUGUCUCCACUACUUGCUGUUCCUGUAUGCUUCAGAGGAUCAGGAGGAGGAAAAACUGGAGCAUGCAGUGAAGGCGUCUGAACCAGCCCUAAUCUUGUUCAAAUUCACUUAUGACUUUGUGAAGUAUUUGACGGAGUCGUCCACCAUUCACGGAGCCAGCAAGUCACACCAGAACUUCAAGCGAUUCUUCAAUGGCCUAGAGACUCCUUUCGCAAGCAAAGUCCAGGCCUGUUUCCACAGAGGUAUCUUGUGGACAAUGUCGAUUUUCCUCCAAAACUUCACUUCUGACCAUUUGAAAUUCGAAAUCCUUUUGAAGAAAUUUAGCAACUCUGUGGACUCGGUUAUUGUGCUGAACUGGCUCAACAUCAACCUUGACAGAAAUACCAACGACCAGUUUUUAAUCAUCAUGUUGCACUAUUUAAAGGAGUAUUAUCUCAACAGUAUUGGUUUGAAGACAGACUUUUUCUGUUGCUGGAGGGUCUCGAUGAUUAUCAAGAUUUUCUUUAACUUCUUCAAGAACACCAAGCAGGAAAGAUUUGAGAAGGUGCUCACGCACUACGAGCUCGCAAGCGAAAACCAGAAUUUGAGAAAGGAUUUUUCGUACGACGAGGCCAGAAUUAUGAGCUCUGAGCCUGAAAAACUGAAGAGCGGGCCCUCUUUGUCGCAUAUGCCCAAUACGCUAGAGCCUGAGCCUACGCAGCUGACCACCAAAGGAUUUGAGCAGAUCAUUUACGGCAAUGGGGACGAGUAUCUGGACGACUUGCUCAAGGAGGACCAAGCCUAUCGUCCGUCGGCUCGUGCGUACUCUUUCUUCAACGUUUCCGACUUCAACGCUUUGGGGGGUCCAGAAUCAUAUCAGACUACGUCCUCCAGCUCGGUUAACCGCCCUUCUGAAACAGAUUCUUUCAGCCACUCAAAUUCCACCGACCACCCUUCUACGAAAUCGAGUGGAUCCGUUGGAAACAUGACUUUUGAAGAUCCUAGCAGGGCCGACGUCAUGUCGUUCGAAGCCCCGGACAUUGUUAGUCCCUUCGACACGUACGCCAGUCAGAUCAGCGCAUUGGACCAGGAAGUCCCUGGCGAAAAGAGCAUCAACCUUCAAGAUUUCAUCUCUCAGUUUUCCAAGGACUCGAUGUUUUCGAACUGAUUAUUCGCUGUAUAUACGUUUUUAAGUGAAUCAAAUUUCGAUGUUGACAAAUAUGGGGCCAGUGGUGUCGACGAGAAACCCGUUGUCUCCGACUAGCAGGUUGUUCGCGCUCACUUUGCCUUCGAUCGAGGACUCCCAAUUCGUAACGUCCCAUUUGAGCCCGCUCGUGCUCAAUCGCACAGGACGCGCGAGUGGUAACAGCCCAACAAGCGGCAGUUUUCCCUUCACUAGCUUCUCACCCCUGUGGUACUCCUUUUCUUGCAGUAGCGUGACAAAGUUGCGUCCUUUGGGAAUGAACAAAAUAUACUCAUUAUACUCGCUAUUUCUCACAAUGAACUGGAAAUUGGGCUUUGUACGGUGCAAUUUUAUCAGCUUGCUGAUCGUGGACACCGUGUGGUCGAAUCUUCCGCCAAUUGAGCCCAUCAUGAACACAGAAACCUUCUCUUGAAUGCUAUCGGUGAUGCUUUCCUCAUGCUUGCUGACGCCAUCAUAGUCGUCGUAAUCGUCAAGAUUUAUUGCCGGAUUGAGCAGAACCAGGUUAGAAAGCGUGAUGGCCUUGUCCAGGUCUGAAUAAUAUUGCGAAGACUGCUGUUUGAUCUUGACCCCCUUGGAUUUAUAGAAGAUACUCACUUCGGGCCGCAAGGAGUCGAGAUCACCUAUCACAAAGUCCGGCAGCCAGUCCAGACCGUAUUUCAGGCUAUACUCGUAAAGCUGGUUUGCACCCCCGUCGGCACAGAUCCUCAAUUGCGAAGCAUCCCACACCUGUUGUACAGCAGCCACCGGGAGCUUGAUCUCCUGGUUAAGCAAAAGAAGUACCUUUUUGCCCGGCCCCGAAAAAUAGUCUGUAGGGCAUAUCACGCGCGCAUCGUCGGGGGGCAUGAUGUGGACAUGAUCCGGGUUCUCUGUGACCAGAUCGUCGGCGGGCGGCGUAGAACCCAUGAUAGUUUGA
This is a messenger RNA of Ogataea polymorpha, 3958 nucleotides long. RefSeq lists its product as uncharacterized. Gene Ontology annotation, biological process: DNA-templated transcription; regulation of DNA-templated transcription. Bases 124 to 3009 code for a protein of 961 amino acids. NCBI's taxonomy places the organism in Eukaryota, Fungi, Ascomycota, Pichiomycetes, Pichiales, Pichiaceae. The transcript has a single exon. The record is from RefSeq and is a predicted model, not a curated record. Gene Ontology annotation, molecular function: zinc ion binding; DNA binding; DNA-binding transcription factor activity, RNA polymerase II-specific.